AUGCCCUGCCCCGACCCGCUCAUCUGGGACGUCCGCUACACAGUCAAGAGCCCCAGCAUGCAGACCCCAGAGUGGCAUCCCACGGCAUGGCACCGCACGCCGCUGCAGCGGCUCAAGUUCCUGCAGGCGGGAAAGCAGAAGACGGAUGCCAAAGGCGCUGCGGCCAAGGCGCUGAGCAGGGAGGUCGAUGAUUGGCUGUAUUUGAUCCGCGAGACGGACAAUGUUGGACGUAAGACCCUCUGGUAUACACAUUUACAUACGAAAAGGAGUAGUAGUAGUACUCAAUUUCUCAAUCGAAUGUUGAUCUCCCUUGUAGGCGCCGCAAAGGUACACUUCACCGACAAAGGCGGCUUCCGGGGCUUCAGACUGCAGGCUGUGAAGCGGGGUGGGCAGUGGGAAGCUACGGUUUGGCCGGGGCAUGAGGAAUUAGGGUGGCCGGAGGGCAAGGUUGCUCGGGCGAAGAAGCUAGAGACGUGUUUGAAGGAGUUGCAGGUGAUGAUUCGGGAUAAGUGGUGUGCCAGGGCUGGAAGCAGGGGCACUGUGGUUGCGAUGGACAAGCUGAUGGGGACCUAUGGAUAG
Messenger RNA from Paraphaeosphaeria sporulosa, 579 nucleotides. RefSeq lists its product as uncharacterized. The record is from RefSeq and is a predicted model, not a curated record. The transcript has a single exon. The coding region runs from base 1 to 579 and encodes 192 amino acids. Lineage: Eukaryota; Fungi; Ascomycota; Dothideomycetes; Pleosporales; Didymosphaeriaceae.